AUGAAGAAUCCCUAUGUUCUCAUGUGCUGCUUGACCGCAGCCAUUGGUGGAUUUUCUUUCGGAUAUGACCAGGGUGUCGUCUCAGUCAUCUUAGUUAUGCCAGCCUUUCUCACCCGAUUCACAGAGAUUGAUGAGAGCGUGACGUCAAAUGCCGGCUUCUGGAAGGGCCUCGCUACAUCCAUGCUCGAAUUAGGCGGCGUUCUAGGUGCCCUCACCAACUCAUGGGUGGCGGACAAGUUCUCCCGCCGCCGCGCAAUGCAAGUCGGUGUGGCUAUCUUCGUGAUCGGUGCCGUCAUCCAGACCGCGGCUCCCAACUAUGCUGCACUGACUGUAGGUCGUUUCAUAGGUGGCUUCGGUGUGGGAAUGCUUGCCAUGGUAGCUCCUGUUUACAUGGGCGAAAUCAGCCCUGCUGAAAUACGUGGGAGUCUCCUCGUGCUGGAAGAAUGGUUCAUCGUUGUUGGCGCCAUCACAGCUUUCUGGAUCACCUAUGGCACACGUUAUAUCGACUCCGAAUGGUCUUUUCGUCUCCCUUUCCUCCUACAGAUCGGGCCGGCACUCUAUCUUGCCGUUGCCGCGAUAUGGAUGCCGUUCUCGCCACGUUGGCUCUGCCAGAAGGGUCGGGACGAACAAGCUCUAGCUGUUCUCGGUAAGCUGCGUGGACUUCCAAUUAGCGAUCCAAUGGUUCAGACCGAGUUGCUCGAUAUUCAGGUCGAGGCUCAAUUUCAGCGCAAUAUCAUGGCCUCGCGACACCAAGUUUCCAAGGACCGUAGCCAGGAGAUACCUAUCCAUAAAGACCUCGCGGGAUUUCUUGAUUUGUUUAAGAAGGGGGCACGAAAGCGAACAGCGGCAGGUGUUGCGCUAGUGUUCUUCCAGCAGUUCGUUGGCAUCAACGCCCUAAUCUAUUACGCUCCUACGAUAUUCUCGAGCAUCGGACUGAGCUAUGAGCGUUCGCUCCUCAUGUCUGGUAUCAUGAACAUCAUUCAGCUCGUUGGUGUCACCGCAAGUAUCCCGCUCAUGGAUCGAGUGGGCCGCCGACCGCUACUCAUGUUUGGAGCGAUUGGCAUGCUAGCAUCACAGCUAUGUCUGUCCAUCGAGGUCGGGCUGUAUUCAGACUCCUGGCCGGCGCACGCAGCUCAAGGCUGGGUCGGGGUGGCGUUUAUCUGGUGGUAUAUGAUCGCCUUUGGAAUCUCCUGGGGACCUAUACCCUGGUCGCAGCCGGCAGAAAUCUUCCCUUCGUCGCUCCGUUCAAAAGGCACCGCCUUCUCCCAAGCAUGCCAAUGGUUCUUCAAUUUUGUUAUUGGACUUGUGACCCCGCCGAUGAUACAGAACAUCGGCUACGGCACUUACGUCUUCUUUGCUGUGUUCUGUGUCCUCAGCUUCCUGUGGGCACUGUUUCUAGCACCAGAGACGAAGCAGCGAUCUUUGGAGGAGAUGGACGCCGUAUUCAACGACCAUACAGGGGAAGAGGACGAACGACAUAAGACGCAGAUUCGCCAGUCAUUACAAUCAAGUAGGCUCAAAGCAGAAGCCAGUGGGGUGGACCGCAGUUCUGACAUGAAACCUGAAUGGAGCCACUCCGCCGUGGACUCAGUAUAG
This is a messenger RNA of Cyphellophora europaea CBS 101466, 1596 nucleotides long. RefSeq lists its product as uncharacterized. Bases 1 to 1596 code for a protein of 531 amino acids. Gene Ontology annotation, molecular function: carbohydrate:proton symporter activity. The record is from RefSeq and is a predicted model, not a curated record. Gene Ontology annotation, biological process: transmembrane transport; carbohydrate transport. The transcript is spliced from 7 exons. Gene Ontology annotation, cellular component: membrane. NCBI's taxonomy places the organism in Eukaryota, Fungi, Ascomycota, Eurotiomycetes, Chaetothyriales, Cyphellophoraceae.